CCCCCGGCCCAAUCCAAGAGGUCACAAUACAGUAGACUCUUAACGAAAGCCGUCUCAACAUUUCAAAGACUUCUCCCAGCAGAACUUGCGGGGCAAAGAAGAAAUAGAAAGAUGGAGUCCUAUAGAGAUGUGGAAGGGCCAUGACUGUUUCGCAUACGGUGGCAUUCGAAGGGAACCAGGAAAUGAGUGUUGGGUAUAACUUUAAAAAAUAAUAUAAAAAAAGUGUGUGCUGGUCCGUUAUGUCCGCACUUCGCUUACCUUCUUCCUAAUACUGUGUUUACUACGUCAUCAAAAAGGCGUCAAUCGUGAAGUAGAGGCGUCCUAGAGGGAAGCUGUUGCGUAGAAAACAAGAGUGAGAGGCAGCUUGAGAAGAAACGAGCGCGAUGACUUGGCCUGGGCCUGACUGAGUGGCUUCUCUUGGCUACGAAAAAAAAUGAGUGGAGGGUUAGCACCAAGCAAAAGUACAGUUUAUGUGUCCAAUUUGCCCUUUUCAUUGACAAACAAUGACUUAUACAGGAUUUUUUCCAAAUAUGGCAAAGUGGUUAAAGUUACAAUUAUGAAAGACAAAGACACACGAAAGAGUAAAGGGGUUGCAUUUAUUUUGUUCUUGGAUAAAGAAUCAGCACAGAAUUGUUCUCGGGCACUUAACAAUAAACAACUGUUUGGAAGAGUAAUAAAAGCAAGUAUUGCUAUUGACAAUGGAAGAGCUGCAGAAUUCAUCCGCAGGCGAAACUACUAUGACAAAUCAAAGUGCUAUGAAUGUGGAGAAACAGGACAUUUAAGCUAUGCAUGCCCUAAAAACAUGCUAGGUGAGCGUGAGCCACCCAAGAAGAAAGAAAAGAAGAAAAGAAAGAAAGAAAUUGAGCCAGAAGAAGAAACUGAGGAAGAACCAGAAAGUGAAGAUGAGGGAGAAGACCCUGCCCUUGACAGCCUCAGUCAGGCUAUAGCUUUCCAGCAAGCCAAAAUUGAAGAAGAACAGCAAAAAUCGAUACAGACCGCAGGAGAGCCCUCAACAUCUGAUUCAAGACGACCACGGAUCAAAAAAAGUGCAUAUUUUAGUGAUGAGGAAGAAUUUAGUGAUUAAUUCAUGUAUCAUGUACAUUUAUAAAAUUUAGACUUUUGUUCUCUAGAGGUUUGUGUUGCUGUGAAGACUUCUCUACUAUUGUAAAUAAAAGCAGUAAUUAGAGAACACCAAA
Messenger RNA from Rhineura floridana, 1196 nucleotides. RefSeq names its product zinc finger CCHC-type and RNA binding motif containing 1 (gene ZCRB1). Gene Ontology annotation, cellular component: U12-type spliceosomal complex. The record is from RefSeq and is a predicted model, not a curated record. Lineage: Eukaryota; Metazoa; Chordata; Lepidosauria; Squamata; Rhineuridae. Gene Ontology annotation, biological process: mRNA splicing, via spliceosome. Gene Ontology annotation, molecular function: RNA binding; zinc ion binding. The transcript is spliced from 8 exons. Bases 434 to 1084 code for a protein of 216 amino acids.